Penicillium cinerascens is the source of this 4080-nucleotide messenger RNA. RefSeq names its product C2 domain protein. The record is from RefSeq and is a predicted model, not a curated record. NCBI's taxonomy places the organism in Eukaryota, Fungi, Ascomycota, Eurotiomycetes, Eurotiales, Aspergillaceae. The coding region runs from base 1 to 4080 and encodes 1359 amino acids. The transcript has 5 exons.
AUGUCGACAGCUUCCAGUCAGUCCCGAGGAGUCAACCGACGGAUCAAUAGCAUCCAGAAUGAAGGGCGCCAUUCGCGCAACUCUUCUGUCUCCCGGCGCCGGCCCCUCAACGCCAACGUCGCCUGCAACCAUGCCCUCCGCGUAGCCUACCUCUCCUACCUGCUGCACCCUCGUUCGCGUCGCAUUCAAAAUGCGCCCGCCGCGUCCGCGCCUGCGCGCCCGAAGCGGGCGUCUACGUCGAUCCAUGAUUUAAUGAGUGACUUUUCGCUAGUCAGAGACUCCAAGAGUACGAGGAUUCCGCAUGGGUUCUUGUCCGAGCUGGAAAAACGCCUAACGGGUGUUUUAAUGGGUAAAGAGAAGAGAAAGGAAUACCAGGAUCACUUAGUGGUGCGCACGUUCGCCGUCUUUCUCAACGUCCUGAAAGAAGACUCAUUCCGCAAGCGCAUGGAAAAAGACAGGCGCGCCGAAGAUCUGGUCCUUAUCUUCUACUCAAACGCCAUCAAGGAGCUUAGCAAGGGCAAGGAACACGACGAUAGUGGCUGGAAGCUUAUGGUGGACCGGCAUGUUGCUCUUUUUGUGCGACUCCUUGCCCUGAUUCUGAAGAGCAAUGACUGGGCCAAGGAUCGCCCCGAGCUGGCAAACCGACUGUCAGUACUGGAGAACAAGCUUCUGUCACAGGACCAAGAUUUGAUGGAGGUGAAUGGCAUGGCAUCAACCACCGAGGUUGUGGCACCAUUGAGCUAUGAUGUCAAAGACAUGCUUCUUGUGCAGCACGUGGCCAAGGUCUUUGGAAUGACACUGUCCCAGGCUCAAUCCGAAAUUGAUAAACACAAGUCUGUUUGGACCGAGAAGGCAGCGCUGCAGGAUCUCAAGACCUAUCAGGCCCACCUCAACCUUCAAACCCGCAAGACUUUAUCAAGGGAGGACUUUGAAACGGACGAUGCUUAUGAAACCUGGAAGAAAAGCGAAGGGCCCGAUCUCUCGCAGAUGAUGCUUGCGAUUGUGCAAUCUAAUCCAGAACUUGCAAAGAGCACACCAGGAUCUCUACCUCAAUUUAAUCCAGCUUCUCACGACGAGGACUUAUCAAGGACAUCUUCUGGCCGCACAGAUAGAACAUCAUAUGUCAUUGACUCACCUGUCGAUCUCGGCUCUCUUUCUUUAGGAGGAACUGAUGGUGACUCGGACGAGUCGGAUACGUACACGUUCAUUCCAUCCGACCCCCGAUCCGUUUACAGAUUCAUCCUGUCCCAGACCUUGGCCCAUGACAUGCGCGAUCGGGAAAUCGAAGCUACUCAGGCUACAUCCGAGGCGCCAUCGAUGAAGCUGCUUUCGAAACAGUCCACUGAAAUGCUUAAUGAGAUUUGUCUCCGCUGGCGGAUUCCCAACUUCUCCCGCAUUGUUCUCUUCCUCGACGUCGUUCAAUCCAAGUUUGUGGACAACGAGAUUGAUCUCAAUACUCUGGAUUCGGCCUUUACUUUUGUGAAGGAAUCACCACCUAGCGAGAGCCGAUCAAAGCGAACCAGUUUCAUAGCAUCCUCCGUCUUUGACAGACGCAAAUGGACUGUGCAUGAUCUUCAGACGAUGCAGCAGCUUCUUUCCAAGAUCCAUGAAGCGUUAUUACGAGAACUUUAUGAUGUGAUGAUGGACUGUUUUGAGACAAAGCCACGGCCCAUUGGGCCUGUGAUGUACAUUUUGGAGAAUCACAUCCAGAUGGACCCGAACUAUACAGAAGACCCGGAGGACAUCGAUCGAUUCUGCUCAUAUGUGCAGGAUGGCCUUGCUCAAAAGGCGACUGAGAAGUACCAGAGUCUUCUUGGUCAAUUAAUUCCCAUCGAUCAGGAAUCUUGGCAAGUGGACAAUAUCAUCCAACUGGGUGAUGCAAUUUCGAGACUUGCGCAGAAGAUUCAAAAGCGGUACAGGAACAACCCUGAGAUCAUGGGCGUCAAUCCCUACACCACACUUUGCCUCAAUGUUCUGCCCAUGUUUGCUGAAGAUGCGCAUGAAAUGGUCAUCCGGAUCAUUGAUCAGGCCAAAUCCAUGGGUGAAGAGAUCGCCAUCGAGGAUGGUUUCGAUUUGUACCGAAAGCUUGCUGAAAUCAGGACUCUCUUUGUGAAAACGAUACCUGAAACUCCUUUCCCAUUCCACGUGGAGAGCCUACUGGAAGAAUUUGUCUGGCGAUGGCUCCGUCUGACAGACCAGAGCGUCAUGGAAUGGGUCAACCAAGCCAUCAGGCAAGAUGUCUUCCAGGUCCGCGCAAAUGAACCAACGGACAUAGCUCCGGAAGAAAACCGCCACAGUGUAUCAGUGAUUGAUAUUUUCCGAUCAUUCAACCAGGUGGUGGAAAAUCUUGUGCAGCUCGAAUGGGACGAUGAUCUUCAAUAUGCGAAGUUCAUGACAGCUCUGUCCAAUUCGAUCGGCAAAGGUGUCGCGAAGUACUGUGAAUCCUUGGAGCAGAUGUUUGCUCGGGAAUUGGACCGCCUUACACCGGAGCAAGAGGCAGCACUGAACCAAACUACUCAGGAGAAGCUCAUGCAAUUUGCCAAAGACACUUGGACGAACAAGGAGAAGAUCGAGCCCUUCCAGUUCUCCUCGGAGUCUUUGGUCAAGUUGAACAACAUCGAGUAUGCGAUUGCGCAAUUGGACAGACUCGAAGGUGACAUCAAUGUGGAUGGAUGCGCAGAUGUCAUCGCGAAGAACACACCUCCGCAAUUGAAGAAGGUACGAAAAUCCACCACCUACGUCUUCACGAUCAAGGUCGUGGAGGCAGAAGACCUGAAGGCGUGCGACAUGAAUGGCGGCAGUGAUCCGUACGUCGUCCUGACCGACGAAUAUCAAAAACGGAUUGCAAAGACGCGUAUCAUCUACAACAACCUCAACCCCCGUUGGGAAGAUGCAGUGGACAUCACGACACAGGGCCCGCUAAACAUCAUCGCUACGAUCUGGGACUGGGAUGCGGUGGGCGAUCACGACUAUGUCGGUCGAACCUCAAUCAAGCUCGACCCGGUCCACUUCAGCGAUUUCUUGCCAAGGGAGUACUGGCUCGAUCUUGACACUCAAGGACGGCUUCUUCUGCGUGUCAGCAUGGAAGGCGAGCGCGACGACAUCCAGUUCUAUUUCGGCAAGGCUUUCCGCACCCUGAAGCGGACAGAGAGAGAUAUGACUCGGAGAAUCACUGAGAAGCUUUCCGCAUAUAUCAGUCACUGUUUGUCGCGCCGAACGCUUAAAUCCUUGCUCUCUCGUGGGCUCAGCAUGUCGACCGUCUCCAACUUCCUGAACAGAAACCGAGGGCAACCACAGGUCUCCACUGGACCAAAACAGGAAGAUAUUGAGAACGCAUUAGAUCCACUGUUCAACUACUUCAACGACAACUUUGCCAUUAUGAACAAGACACUUACCGGUGAAGCCAUGAGAAUGGUGAUGGCGCGUCUGUGGAAGGAGGUUCUCGCCACUAUUGAGGGCCUGCUCGUUCCACCUCUCUCAGAUAAGCCGUCGCACCAAAAGCCCCUGACAAUGCAAGAAGUGGAUAUUGUCUCACGCUGGCUCGUGUUACUUCUCAACUUUUUCCACGCAGUCGAUGAUGAGACUGGUGAAGCAGGGGGUGUCUCCAUCGACAUUCUGAAAUCCACCAAGUACCACGAGAUUCAGACUUUGAAUUUCUUCUACUUUGAACCCACGGAUAACCUGAUCCGCACCUCUGAGCGAAUGGCCUCGGCGACUGUCAGCCACCAACAAGCCAAUCGCAAUCGCAUCUCUGCACCCGCACAUCUCGGCGCCACCGGGCCGGGUCACGGCGGACUAGGCGUCCCCGCAGCCCGGCGCGCUAAGAGCAUCAUGGUGUCCCGCAACCUGGGAACCAUGAAGAAGGCGAAGGAGGAGAAGCGCAGAGAACAACAAGCCCAGCCCAACGACGACAUGAUCCUGCGCAUUCUGCGUAUGCGGCCCGAGGCAACCGGUUAUCUGCGCGAUCGCAGUCGUCAAAAGGAAAGACUGGCCGCAGCUGCUGCCGCAGAUGCCAUUGUAAAGCAGAGUCUGAUGGCCGGUGCAGGAAGCCGGAUGAGCGGGAUAAUUCCCAAACGUUGA